This is a messenger RNA of Entelurus aequoreus (snake pipefish), 5632 nucleotides long. RefSeq names its product matrix metalloproteinase-15-like. Gene Ontology annotation, molecular function: zinc ion binding; metalloendopeptidase activity. Gene Ontology annotation, cellular component: extracellular matrix. Lineage: Eukaryota; Metazoa; Chordata; Actinopteri; Syngnathiformes; Syngnathidae. Bases 363 to 2456 code for a protein of 697 amino acids. The record is from RefSeq and is a predicted model, not a curated record. Gene Ontology annotation, biological process: collagen catabolic process; extracellular matrix organization; proteolysis. The transcript is spliced from 10 exons.
ACCUCGGAACUAUUUGACGACCUAUUCGUCUGUUUUAUGGCGAUCUUCUGUUUAUUACUUCUAUGGAGGACAUGAAACUUCAAUGCAGACCUUUGAGGAUUACUUUUGCAUUCUUUUUUGCCGAUUAAACUUUCAAGUUGACUUUUUUUGUGUGCAGAAAGUGGACGUCUUCGUUGUGGAGAACUUGUGGACUAAGGCGGCGUUUUGACGUGGAGCUAAGCUAUGGAUUUUUAAACUAUCUUCUCUUUUCUUUAGGGGCCAGUUGCUUGGGUUUUCAUGUAAGGAGACGAGCUGCACUUUUGUGUCCCCGCCACAAUCCCUGCCUUGCUGGAGAAUCAUUCCUUUGUUUCCUCCACUGAUCGAUGAUGAUGUCAAAGCAAGAACCCUGGACUCAAAUCCGGAUCACUUCGGUCUUUGUGAUGAUUAUGGUCCUUGGCAGCUACGCAGCAGAUGUCCCCGCGGAGGAGGGCUUCAAUGCAGAGGCAUGGCUACGUCAGUUUGGCUACCUGUCUCAGGCCAGCAGACAGAUGUCCACCAUGCAGUCCGCUCAGAUCCUGUCCCAAGCCGUCAGUGACAUGCAGCGUUUCUACGGCUUGGAGGUGACUGGGAAGACGGACGCUGCCACCAUCAGAGCCAUGCGUCGACCUCGCUGUGGCCUCCCUGACAAAAAAGCCGACACUGAAGAUGGAGCGAGGAGGAGACGCUACGCCCUCACUGGACAACGGUGGGACAAGGACCACCUCACCUACAGCAUAUUGGAGCAGCACAUCCCGCCCUCCCUGGGAGCAGGGCGGAUGCACGAUGCCAUCGGUCGAGCCUUUGACGUGUGGAGAAAGGUCACGCCGCUCACCUUCCAAAAGUUAACGGCUCCACAAGGCAACAGCAGCGGGGCUGAGCUCGCCGACAUCCUGCUGUUGUUUGCCUCUGGUUUCCAUGGUGACAUGUCCUUGUUUGACGGCGAGGGGGGCGCGCUGGCCCACGCCUUCUACCCUGGGCCGGGAAUGGGUGGGGACACACACUUUGAUGCAGACGAACCUUGGACUUUAGACAGUCCAAACUUUCAAGGUGUUGAUCUCUUCUUGGUGGCGGUGCACGAGCUCGGUCACGCUUUAGGCCUGGAGCACUCGGACAAUCCCGACGCCGUCAUGGCUCCCUUCUAUCAGUGGAUUCACACACACAACUUCACGCUGCAUGCUGAUGACAUCCAGGGAAUACAGUACAUAUAUGGUCCUCCUCUCGCCACUCAGGCCCCUCCCAAGUCUCCUCCGUCCUCCGAUGGCUAUCCUGAAGCUGAAUCAACCACCGCUCCUCCCGAGGAUGCCAAACCUGACAUACCGAACCCGACCGAAAGAGCCCCGCGUGUACCGAGCCAGCCUGAAAUAACCCCUGGCACGACUCCCCGCCAUCCCGACAUCGCCACAACCGCCCGUCCUGAUCCUGUCACCCCGCCCAUCAGAAAAGACGUUCCCCUUCCUCCGCCUACCCGGCGGCUUCCCAAGCAGCCUGACAACGCGGCCCCUGACAUCUGUGACGGCGACUUUGACACCGUCACCUUGCUGAGGGGAGAGAUGUUUGUGUUCAAGGGUCGCUGGUUUUGGCGAGUUCGUCGGAACCGCGUCCUGGACAACUAUCCCAUGCCGAUAUCGGUCUUCUGGGGUGGUCUUCCGAGUGAUAUCGACGCCGCUUAUGAACGCCACGAUGGCAAAUUUGUCUUCUUCAAAGAUGAUCGAUACUGGAUCUUCAGGGAAGCGGAUUUACUUCCAGGAUACCCACAACCCAUUGGGCAAUAUGGCCAAGGAGUUCCCGCACACAGCAUCGACACAGCAAUCUGGUGGGAGCCAAACGGACACACCUACUUUUUCUCCGACGACAGGUACUGGCGAUACAACGAGGAGACCCGCAAGGCAGAUCGAGACUUCCCAAAACCAAUCGGCAGAUGGGGCAAGAUCCCUCACUCGCCCAAAGGAGCCUUCCUCAGUGAUGAUGGCGCUUACACUUAUUUCUACAAAGGCGCAAAUUACUGGCGGUUCGACAACCACAAGACCGCGGCAGACAGCGGCUACCCUCGCUCCAUCCUUAAGGACUUCAUGGGCUGCGUGGCCGUCCCCGAGCCUCAACCAGACCCCGAGGCCGAAGACAAGCCCACCGAACCUUCGGACGGAGGAAAGGAUGAGAAGAAAGACGCGGACAAAGGCAAGGACAAAGACACGGAAAACGACGACGAAGCAAAGUCCGACAGUCCGGGGGAAGGGGCGGACGACAACAACGAGGUGGACGUGGUGGUGACGGUGGCCGACGACAACUCCAAAGUCAUGACUCUGAUCAUGGUGGUGGCUCCUCUGGUGCUCAUCUUGGUCAUCCUCGUCUUCAUCUACGCCAUCCUCAGGACUCUGCAGAACAAGGAGACCCCCAGAGCUCUGGUGCACUGCAAGCGCUCGCUGCAGAACUGGGUGUGACACCAACACAAACCGUAAGAGCUUUUUUUCUUAUUCCAGCAUGGCGUGAAGAUGGUUGUAGCCAUGCGACCUACCAAGUGGUUACCACGGUGCCUCUGGAGUCCUUUUUCCAGUACUGCACUAAUGGCACAAUAGAAAUGGAAGGCUUGAAUCAUAGAAAAUGGGGGACAGCUGUGUUAAACACUUGCAUCAGCAACACAUUUGCACUUUUUUUUUUUAUUUUUUUACCCUCUCUGUUGUUGUUGUGCCGGCAGAUGUGACUUACAGUGCUCUCACGCACGCACGCUAGCCGGGGUCAUCCUCCGAGCACACAUGGCCCAGCAUCACAUGACACCAACGAAGAGACCACUUACCCAAACAAAGGCACAUACCAGUUGUUUUUCUUUUUGCACAGACCUCCCUUCUUCCCACUGAGAUCCAUCCUUUAGGCUCCACCCCUAAAAGUACAAUCCCCGCAGUCAUAAUGUUGCACAGUAGAUCCCUGCUAUUUGUGGGGGUUACCUUCCAAGACCACCCACAAAAAAACACGGAAUGAUGGACACACCCAUAAAAAGUACUGUUAUUGGUACUCUCAACAAUAACAGUUUUGAAUGUAUUUUAUAUUCGGUUUUACACAUUUAAAAACCCCAACAGUGUUGUUGUUAGAAAACACAACAAAGCAUCUUCCAGCUGGAAAAUGUUGAGCAAAUUGACCUGUGAGAUAGCGCCCUCUGCUGAGUUCAUAGCUGCAGCACUAACUUUACCAUGCAGGUAGCGCCAUCAAGCCACUUUCUGUUCAGGUUAACAAAAAAAUUGUUGGUACAGUCGUCCCUAGUUUAUCACUGUUAAAUAGUUCCGCUGUAAACACAUUUGGAAUCAUUGAUUAUAAAUCAAAUAUUUUCAUAGCAAGAGCAUUAAAAAAACUGUUUAUGACUUUCUAAAUAGGUUUUUUAACAUUAUUAAAACCCUCGAAGUAUGAAAUAACACCCUUUAGUCACCUUUACACUCUUUUAAUUCAACAUGGUCAUGCUGCCUGAGGCUGAGCCAAUCGGUGGCCACGAUACUGAACCGCCAUUUUGUCCAAACAAAUAUACCCCUCUGAUUGGUUUGGUCUCCUCUAGUGGCCAGUACUACUGUAUUUUGGUUUAUUUAGCCAUUUUAAUGCUUAAUUUAGGCCCAAAAUGUUGUGGAAUAUGCUUUAAAAAUGAUAAAUCCUCCAGUGAUAUGGUAAAGCCGCAAUAUUUGAAGCGUGAUGUGGCGAGGGAUGACUCUUAUUUCCUCUUAAAAGGUUUCUAUGAAAACCAAAAUUGUACUAAAAACCAAGCAAUCUUUUCCAUAAAAUAUGUAAAUGCAUUCCAGACACCCAAAGAUAUGAGCACAUUUUGUAGAGACCAACUGUAGUUGUAUGCAGACAAUGUAAAAUACAUAUAAUUCAACAUUUAACAUCACUUUUAUUUUUAUUGUAGACUUGUAGGAGAUGACGGUGAUGAGUGGACCUACACGGACCCCAUCUUUGUAUAUCUGUCUUGAAUUCAAUAGUGUUUCUCACCUCCUUUAUCAAAGUGCUGGCACUCGCAACUUUCUUUGGCCCCAUGUCCCUCAGAGGUUCUUGACCUGGGGCCGUACUUAUCAAGCUUCUUAGAAUUACUCCUAAGAAGUCUGCUAAGAGUUGACUUAAGAGUAAAUAAAUUCUUCGCUGAAAGCUGCACUUAAAAGUUAGUUAUCAAGCGUCUUACUCACACUUUCAGCGAAGUGUAGGACUGAAUCUUAAGUGUCACACUCAGAGCUGAAUUACGACAUUACUAUGUGCCGUAAACGGAAUUUUAGGUGACGUCAUUUCUGUGUCCAUAGAAAUGACCAAUCACGGAAGGGAAUCCGUUGUCUAACAAUAAAGAAAUAUCUUGGAAAUAUUUAAGUGGACAAUGGGAGUGUAUAUUUUGACAAUAAACUACAAAAUAAUACAAAACAAACUAGUCCCCGCCGGCACUCACGCUACCGCUCCCUCUCUUCUCUCGCCCACACACUCACUGACGUCACUCACCUCACGGCCACACACAUACGCUACUGUCAUAACAUUUUCUUUCCAAUUCAUUAAUUAGGCAACUAAUUUGAAACUGGUGUGGGUGGCUCUAUAUAUACUAGCCCACUGCAGACACAUGCAGAAAUCAACAAGGAAUCGAAAAGUAUUAAAUCUGUGACAAAAAUAAUAUCCGCUCUGUCUAAACGAUACCGUUUGAUCAGCUGCUCGUCAUAAAAAAAAAAACAUUGUUCCGUUCCCUGAACGUUCGCGCACGUCUCUCUCGCCUCAGUGCCAUCCCCUGCUGGCAACUCCUAACCACUUAAGACACCUCUGAAGGUCUCUUAAAUAUCGUGGAGAGUAGGAGUGAUUCUUAGACUUAAGAACGUUGAUAAAAAGCUUUUAUUCUUAAGUUUGAGAGUAGGACUAAAUUUCGUAAAUUCUCAGGACUUAAGUGUAAAAUGGCACUCUAAGAAGCUUGAUAAGUACGGCCCCAGAUAUUUUGGCAUACAAAACUAGUUUAUUAUGCUCAAUGUUUGGCCGUUGGAGUAACUGAGACGGUAUAGAAAAACUGGGACAAAAUAGUGACAAGUUAAAUCAGAGAAAAUAAAUCUGUACGGAUGGGGAAGGGAUCGACUAAAGGAUAGUUUCACCUUGUAUUGUUGUAUUAUUGUAUGUGUUUCUUCAGUGGGCAAAGCCUGCAGGACAAAAGCAAACAGUCCAGGUCUGCUUUCCAUUAGGCCCACAUGUUGCAGAUUUAGUUGUGUAAGGCUUGCAGAAAGAGGAGGGGGAAAAAGGAAUGAAAAAAACUGGUAGGAUGAGGAGGAAAUGAGAGAAUGAGAUAUAGGAAGAAAGAAAAAGAGUUGGGAGGUGAAGCAAAAGGAUUCCGGUUGUUAUUUCUGUGGAAAAAGAGGCGUAGAGGAAAGAAAAAAAGAAAAAGGGAGGAGCAGCGCUGGCGUUGAGCCUCUUGACCUAAAUCAUUCAAAUCUCCACGUUGUUUGUCUUUAGCAGGAGAUGACUUCCUCUCUGACCUCCUUCUUCACUUUGCCUCUUCCGCAUAUUCUGCCUUUUGUCUCAACUAAAUAUUUGUUUUUAACCUGGGUUUACCUUCCUUGCGCUUCAUACAUUUGUUAUUUUUCUCUGAAUGUGAGCGUGUUUUGUAUUUGCCAAUAAAAGUCUG